Molecule: messenger RNA, 729 nt
Organism: Soboliphyme baturini
Lineage: Eukaryota; Metazoa; Nematoda; Enoplea; Dioctophymatida; Soboliphymatidae
Source: the annotation of a GenBank genome assembly
AUGUGGGGUGAUCCAGACUGCUCACCAUGCCCCUCCGAUGAUGACAGUGUUGAUUCGGAAUUGGAGGCUGCACUUUAUGCAUGCGUUUAUCACGCCCCACAGGAUAUCGAGCAGCAACAGGAUGGUGCUGACAAAAGUUGGGAGGAUGCUUCAACCGUUGAUCUGGUGAGCGACUCGGAGCGUUCAGUUCAGAUACUAGAUUCUUCGGGCGACGAAAGUGUGGUCUGCUGCUCCAGCAGCUCCUCUGACAUGAGCUUGGACAUGUCUAACUUGCAGGGAUACUCGCCGAAUUUGAAUACUUAUUCACCUAACGUCUCGUGUACCGAUUUCAAAUUCGACGAAACUGCCUCUCCUCUUCUGACUAUGUCGGUACCUCAGAUACUGUCUCUUUUACCUGAUGAUCCAAAUCUCUGGCGGAUCGAUUUAAGGGACAAAAUGGGUUCUCGGUACCGCUACUAUGACUCAAACGAUCGGAGCAAAUUUGGGAACAGGAUUCAUUAUGACAGGUUUAUCCGGCGACUACGUGCUUUUGAUCUCGAUGUGGGAUGUGUUUGUUACAUAUGCGGCAGCAGCUCUCACACUGGAAGGUUCUGCCCGGAUAAAGCUUGUCUGAUAUGCUUUUCAUUUGGGCACUUCACUGACGAUUGCCCGAUCAGCAAGAAGGCAUUGUGUCAGUUUCGUUGCAAACGAUGCAAAAUCCUUGGUCACGAGGAUACGGUAUGUCUUUAG